AUGAAGCUCGCUGUUGCAUGCCUGCUGUCCCUAUUGGCCGCCGUAGCCGCCCGCUCGGCCUACCAGUUCUCCGACGGCUACCUGGAAAUCCUCGGAGGGGAGCCCAACCAGGUGUUUGACUGCGCAGGACGCUCCUACGGUUACUACGCCGACGUGGCCAACGACUGCCGCAUCUUCCACGUCUGUGUCCCUGUUUCCAACGAAGAAGGGGAAGUCGUCGACAUGGCCCAGUUCUCCUUCUUCUGCGGCAACCAGACGGUCUUCAGCCAAGAGUCCCUCACCUGCGCCCACCCGGAGGAAGCCCUUCCCUGCACGGAGGCGGAGGGCCUCUUCGACGUCUCCAACGCCGACUUUGGGAAGAUUCCAGACGACGUCGCAGUAUAA
Messenger RNA from Macrobrachium nipponense, 384 nucleotides. RefSeq names its product U-scoloptoxin(01)-Er1a-like. Bases 1 to 384 code for a protein of 127 amino acids. The record is from RefSeq and is a predicted model, not a curated record. Gene Ontology annotation, cellular component: extracellular region. The transcript has a single exon. Lineage: Eukaryota; Metazoa; Arthropoda; Malacostraca; Decapoda; Palaemonidae. Gene Ontology annotation, molecular function: chitin binding.